Messenger RNA from Penicillium subrubescens, 660 nucleotides. RefSeq lists its product as uncharacterized. Bases 1 to 660 code for a protein of 219 amino acids. Gene Ontology annotation, molecular function: nucleic acid binding. Gene Ontology annotation, biological process: DNA integration. The transcript has a single exon. NCBI's taxonomy places the organism in Eukaryota, Fungi, Ascomycota, Eurotiomycetes, Eurotiales, Aspergillaceae. The record is from RefSeq and is a predicted model, not a curated record.
AUGACUAUGAGUUCAACUACUCGGUUAUCGUCGAUAUCCUGUACCUCAGGAAAGCCCGUUUUGCAGGUCCUCGUUUUGCAGGUCCCCGUUUUGCAGGUCAUCGAUGCAGCCACGUCAUUUGGUGCUACAAGAUUCCUAAGAGACAUGUCUGCACGCAAUGCUUGGGACACACUUCGUGCAUGCUGGAUCGAUAUCUACCAGGGACCCCCGGACUACGUUGUGCACGAUGCGGGGAAGAACUUCACAUCUACCGAGUUCAAGCAGCUUGCAUCGUCGAUGUCGAUCAAAGUCAGGGAGGUCCCGGUGGAAGCUCACAAUAGCGUUGGGAAGGUGGAACGAUACCAUGGACCACUACGCCGUGCCUACGAAAUUCUCAGGGAAGAGCUUAAGGAUGAGAAUAUUGAUAGGGAGAUGAUCUUGCAGAUGGCUGUGAAAGCUGUCAACGACUCAGCCGGACCAGAUGGAAUUGUCCCGACGUUGCUUGUCUUCGGGCCAUACCCAAGAAUGACCGAAAUAGAUCCACUCUCACCUUUGGUAGUCAAGAGAGCCGAGGCCAUCCGUGCUGCGACUAAAGAGGUCCGUCCCCUACAUGCGGAACGCCAGGUGAAUGACGCCCUUGCUAUGCGCAACGGCCUUCUUCCUGAAUACGUAUGGUGUUAG